Schizosaccharomyces octosporus yFS286 is the source of this 1416-nucleotide messenger RNA. Its product is annotated as shugoshin Sgo1. The transcript has 2 exons. Lineage: Eukaryota; Fungi; Ascomycota; Schizosaccharomycetes; Schizosaccharomycetales; Schizosaccharomycetaceae. The record is from RefSeq and is a predicted model, not a curated record. The coding region runs from base 1 to 987 and encodes 328 amino acids.
AUGGAUAAGUCUGUUCCUGUACAAUGUGCAAAAGAAGAAGACAUUCUAUUUAUAGAAUCAUUGAAAAAGCGGUUCCUGAAGCAAAACCGUGAAAUUAUCAGAGUAAACACACAAUUAUCAGCUAAAUUGAGCCAGUCAGAAAUAGAAAUGGAAAAACUGUUGCAAGAUAAUUGUCAAUUGAAGAAUAAUCUCAUCAAAUUGGAAUCAAGGGUUCAAAUGUAUAGUCAGUCAGAAAGUCUUUAUCGUCAAUAUUUCCAAGAUUUUCAAAAGAUCCGAAACAAACUUUCAGAAGUCCAUCAUCUUAUGAUGGAAAUUGAUGAAAGAAUACUUCCACCUAGUGCGGCUAUAGAAUCAUUUACGAAUACCUCAUCUACAUUAAAUGAUGGCGUUGAUGAGACGAAAGGACAUUUUGUUCGGAGGACUAGAUACCCCGUGUUCAAAGAUUUUUCAGUCCCAGACCUGGAAAAUCCACCAGGAAUGAACUUGCCAGGACGCAAGAGCAAAUUUCCACCGUUACCAAAAUUACCAAGUAAAUGCAUUCUUGCUGAUAAAACCAACACGUGUGCAUCAAACUCAAAAACCAUGCUAAAGAAAAUGAAACCACCAACUCAUGAUAUUGAAAGCAUGAACAACAGUAAAGAGAGUGAGAAGGAGUUCUCACAAAAUGAAACAAAAUUCCCGUUGGGAAAAGAGGUAAUGAAAGAACAGGUGAAUUCAAAGCCUUCAAAUGUUCGUGUUUGUAUUCCUUCUAAAGCUUUUGAUAGUGUCACUGACUUUGAAGGUAAAAAUGAUAACGAAGCAGACAAUGGCGACUGCGAGAUGGAGUCUACUGGUACAGUGACGAUGAGAAGAACGGGACGGAGGAGACGGGCAGUAAAAUCUGUAAAUUAUGCUAUACCAGAUUUACGGAUGAAGCUGAGGAGAAGUUUCGAAUUACCAAAGGAUAAGAAACGAAGGCGGCAAUGUCGAAUGUAUACAAAGAAGUAGUAAAACAGAAACCCUCCAAAAAAAAAGAGAACCAAGAAAAAGAAGAUACGGGAUGAGGAGUGAAAUGAGAAUUUCUUGCCAAGAAAGUUACUUGAGGAUAAAAAGAAGAAGAACCAUCUAAAUUUGAACUAUAUAAAGAAUACGGAAUUUAUCAACUCUUAUGUAAAAAUAAUAUUGAUUUAUGUUUCUUACUUGAGAGAGAAAUCGUGACGAGUAUAAACAAGGUGGAUGGAUGGAAAUGGCAGAAAAAACAUGAAGAAUUGUACAAUGGUAAGAAAGGUAUGAGGAGAGAGAAUCAAGAAAUUGAACGAUAGACUUCUUCUUGAUUUACUUGAGGAUGGUCGGCGGGGUUGGGAGCAGACUGGUUACAGUUAGAAAAGAAUGAUUCUUGUAAAAAAAUAAAAAUAAAAAUAUAUAAACGAAAGAAGC